Astyanax mexicanus (Mexican tetra) is the source of this 4419-nucleotide messenger RNA. It is a transcript of the gene slc25a34, whose product is annotated as solute carrier family 25 member 34. The transcript is spliced from 6 exons. The coding region runs from base 659 to 1687 and encodes 342 amino acids. Lineage: Eukaryota; Metazoa; Chordata; Actinopteri; Characiformes; Acestrorhamphidae. The record is from RefSeq and is a predicted model, not a curated record.
GAUGGAGACUGGAAUGCGGGCUCUGAUUGGCUGGGCGGUAGGGAGACUCGGCGGUGGCGCGCAGGCGGCGCUGUGAUUGGCUGAGCUGCGGGGUGGGCGGGGCUGUGAGUGGAGGCGCAGGUUGAAGCGGUGUGUUUACUGAUAGCGGAGCGGCACACAGCGCGGAGCGGCGCGCGGAGCAAACCGGAGCCGAAGUCAAUGGUUACACACUGAAGGCUGCUGAAGAAGAAGAGAAGAGAAGCUGAGAAAUAUGAAAGUGAUGAAAGGCUGUGAUUGGCUCACGUCUCUCAGGUUACCGAGAUGGGCAAACUGUGCACUUUAACAAGCAACUUAAUGAAACUACUCGAACACUGCAGGUAACUGAACCACUUCAGCCUUAUCGCUCCUGCAGACCUGUACCAGGAGCCUCUGGGAAUCUGGGACUCAUCGCACAGAUGGUGUAGAGUUAAAUUGCAGCGGAAAAGCAGCUGAUAAGCUCUUAAUUAUAUUACAGUGUAUUAUAUUAUAUUAUAUUAUAUUAUACAGUCUUUAUUGACCUUCUCUCAGGAGCUGUAAUGAAUGGUGGAAAGCUUAACACCACAUCAACCACUCUCCUGCUAAUCACCUGCUGCUAGCAGCUAAUGCCCACAAGCUAACAUACACCUAGCUACAUACCACUAUGCCAACCAUGACUGGGCCCCCGCUAAUCAACUACCCACCCAACGCCGCCGCCGCGGCGUUCAUCACCCCAACCUCUAUGCCCUCUUUACCGUGGAGCAGCCCUGGACACGCGAGGCCCCACCGGGCCCUGUGGCCCCCUCUGGACUUCACCCUGGGGGCGCUGUCCUGCUGCGGGGCCUGUGUGUUCACCAACCCCCUGGAGGUAGUGAAGACCCGUCUGCAGCUGCAGGGGGAGCUGCGGGCGCCGGGCUCGUACCAGCGGCAUUACCGCGGCGUGCUGCAGGCCCUGUGGGUGGUGGGCCGGACCGACGGCCUGCGGGGGCUGCAGAAGGGUCUGACGGCCGGCCUGAUCUACCAGGCCCUGAUGAACGGAGUCCGGCUCGGGUUCUACUCCUACACUGAAGCCGCGGGACUGACGGACGCCCCGGGGGGGAGUUUAGUGGCGGGAGCUGCAGCCGGGGCCCUGGGGGCCUUCAUCGCCUCACCUGCUUACCUGGUAAAAACUCACCUGCAGGCGCAGACGGUAGCGGCCAUCGCUGUGGGUCACCAACACAACCACCAGGGUGUUUCCAGUGCCUUUGCCACCAUAUACAGGAGAGAGGGGCUGAUGGGAUUGUGGAGGGGGGUGAACGGAGCCGUGCCCAGGGUGAUGGUGGGCUCAGCCGCUCAGCUGGCCACUUUCAGCUCAGCCAAAGAGUGGGUGGCACAUGUACAGUGGUUCAGUCCGGACAGCUGGCUGAUCGCUCUGAACGCUGCUAUGAUCAGCGGCGUCGCCGUCGCAAUCACCAUGACCCCAUUCGAUGUGAUCAGCACCAGACUUUACAACCAGCCUGUGGAUGAGCUGAAGAGGGGUCGCCUGUACUCUGGGUUUCUGGACUGCCUGGUGAAGGUGUGUGGUACGGAAGGUGUGCUGGGUCUGUAUAAGGGAAUGGGGCCGGUGUUCAUCCGCUUGGCUCCUCACACGAUGCUCAGCAUGCUGCUGUGGGACUUAAUGAGGCAAAAAGCACUGCAACACUACACAGUGUGAGGAGGAACGCCCCCCAUCGCCACACUGCAGGAGACAGAACUCACUUCACUCUUUUAAAGAGUUAUCAAGAGUUAUUUACAUGAUUUAUGUUUUUGGAUCUGUGUGGAGUCCUGGAAUCACGCACAAGGAAGACUGGGCCGGGUCCAUUAGCUGUUCUGUGCUGUUCUGUGGAAGAAAAAGCACUGAGAACUUUCACUGCUGGAAAUAAUGUACAGGGUUUGGACAAUGAAACUGAAACACCUGCCAUCAUUUUAGUGUGGGAUUUUAGGUUUCAUGGCUAAAUUGGAGCAGCCUGGUGUUCAAUUUUCAUUAAUUGCACAUUGCACCAGUAAGAGCAGAGUGUGAAGGUUCAGUUAGCAGGGUAAGAGCACAGUUCUGCUCUAAAUAUUACAAUGCACACUAUAACAUUAUGGGGGACAUACCAGAGUUCAAAAGAGGACAAAUUGUUGGUGCACGUCUUGCUGGAGCAUCUGUGACCAAGACAGCAAGUCUUUGUGAUGCAUCAAGAGCCACGGUAUCCAGGGUAAUGUCAGCAUACCACCAAGAAGGACCAACCACAUCCAACAGGAUUAACUGUGGAUGCUGUAAGAGGAAGCUGUCUGAAAGGGAUGUUCGGGUGCUAACCCGGAUUGUAUCCGAAAAACAUAAAACCACGGCUGAUCAAAUCACGCAGAAUUCAAUGUGCACCUCAACUCUCCUGUUUCCACCAGAACUGUCCGUCACCACAAUCAAUUAUCGUGCUCUAAAACCAGGUGUUUCAGUUUCAUUGUCCAACUCCUGUAACUUUUAUAAUGAAGUUCUAGCAAUAACUUUAUCCAGAAUUGAAUUUUGGAACAAUACUUAGAACUCAGGAUCUCCUAAGGUUGCAUUGUGACCUUUUGCUACCACUGCUAAACAUGGAACUCUUCCAUAAAACACCUGUUAUGUAGUAAGAAAGGCAUUAAGUAUUAGUGUCGGGAUUCACAGGGGACCUCACGAUACGAUAAUAUCACAAUACUCAAUAUAUCGCAAGACCGUUCUCUACAAUACUUGACAGCAUCUGUGUUACUGAAGUAGAUAAAAUACUCGUAAAUAAGCAAAUUCUAGAAAUUAUUGAUUUAUUGGUGUUUCAGUUUCACAGAAUUAACCCUAUUCAUUUGAUUAUAGCUCCACCAGGUGGAGUAAUGAAGCAGUAACUUUAGUAAGUCUAAUUGAGGAGGGGUGAGUUUUGGGUUUAGUGCGCCAAUCAUAAAAUAUUUUUUUUUAUAUUUGACGCCAUGUAGUAAUAAUUUAUCACAAACAAAAAUGAUGAUACAAUAUAUAGCAAUAUCGAUAUAUUGUCAAACCUUUAUCGAGUGCUACUGCUGCUGCAGAGGCUGAAAAGUUUUAGGUUUUAUAGAAGAAUUGACUCAGUGAUGUUCUUGGAGGUUCUUAUGAGGUUAUGUGCAUUUUUUUUGUAAACGUGGUUGACUUGAUAGUAUUUGUUCCUGGUUUCGGCUAUAGCACUCGAUCUGGACCAAGUCCAAAUAGAGUUUAAAACAUUAUGUUAUCUUCUUUUAAUGAUCUCAUGUGCUUAUCAUUAAUCUCUGGCAGCAACUUGGGGGUAAAACUGGACUAUAGGAGUUUUGGCUCAUCUCAUCUGUGAACAGAGAAAAACUGCAAAUUUACACAGCUAAUUGCCUAACCCACUUAUUAGGACUCCCUCUAUCACUAGUGAUGCCCACCAUCACCAGGAGAGUAAAGACUAGCACACGCCUCCUCCGACACAGUCAGACUCCGCCUCUGUUUGAACUGGUGCUGAUGCUUUAGCAUUACCGAGUAGCAUCACAGCGCUAACGCUCGGAGGAAAGCACAACGACUCGGUUCUGAUACAUCAGCUCACAGACGCAGCCUUGUGCUGAUCCACAUCACCCUAGGAGUGAUGAGGGGAGAGAGAAGAGCUCCAUCUGUUGUACCCACCCAGAGAGAGCAAGAACAAUUGUGCUCUGCAAUUGUGCUGAUGGCAAGCUGCAUGAACAGGAUUCGAACCAGUGAGCUCCUGAUCAAUACUUUAAUUUCAUGGGUUAAAUUAAAUACAUGAAACUGGUGAAACUGUGAAUCCAGUGGAAAUAUCUGCUCUGCUUCUGGUACUUUAGGCUGCACUGAAAACUCAAUGAAGGCAGUCUGAGACAGUGUGCACAUGAAUCCGGAUAUAUUUAAAGGUUUUUAAGGUUUUUGUCUGCAUUUUGGCCUUUUAUCCACACAGAAACUGUGUUUUAGGUCUAUGAAAAUGAAGCUAAGACAAAAAAAACCUUAAUUUCUUUGAAUAUCUGGGUCUGGGUGGAGGGUAGUAGUUGAAUCCUGCACCACCUCAACUCUCUACUGCUCAGACUGAGAACAUGGAGGACAGUUUUGUCUUCAUUUCUAUAGAUUGGAAGGAAAUAGAACCAAACUAUCCUGUUUUUUUAGGGUCGUUUAAUUUAAAUCAGCAGUAAUAUGUGUGUUUUUGUGGUCUACUUUUGUCAAAAGAACUUGAAGGUUAAAGAUAAGCUGUGUAGAGAUGGGUAAUCCAGCUUCGGACAGUAAAAACCCAUCCCAGGGUUAUGGUUUUUACUUCUUAGACCUGGAAUACCCAUCACUAGCUGUGUGUGUGUGUGUGUGUGCGUGCGUGUGUGUGCGUAUGUGUGUGUGUGUGUGUGUGUGUCUGUGUGAUGGAAAGUGAGGGGGAUAUCACUAAGCAUAUAUUUAUUUAUGCAGGUGAAAGACACGUGGAG